Molecule: messenger RNA, 1379 nt
Organism: Diabrotica balteata
Lineage: Eukaryota; Metazoa; Arthropoda; Insecta; Coleoptera; Chrysomelidae
Source: the annotation of a GenBank genome assembly
GUUCGCUAUCUACAGUGCGUUCUGGAACUGAGUAUUGCGGUCACGGUGAUAAUACCGCGAGCUUGAACUGUGUGAAUUGAUAUUAUUGUUAGUUUAAAGUGCAUUCGCUAUUUAACUUUUUUAUGUAAAUCGUUUGUUCAUUUAAAAGUAACUAGUGUCAUUAGAUAUUCUAAAAAUAGAGAAACAUGGAAUCCUUUUGGAAAAUACCUGUAACUGGACGCCAAAAAUAUUUUUAAAUUCCAAAAUGGCCCAAUUUAAUAGAUGGUCGGUGUUAAAACUCUUCGAAGUUCUUUUGGUGGCAGCAUGUUUAGUUUUCAAACGCGUAACAGACGAUGAAGCUUCACGAGUUUUUCUGUAUUUACAAAAAAUAUCUAGAGAAUGGAGUUUGCUAAAUAAUAUAACUUGGAGUAGAGUCGGUGCUGCUGUUGCAGAUGUUACUUAUGGAGGUUAUUUAAUAAUCACUGGUGCCUUAUUUGUGGGUCACAUCGUUGGAGAACUGCCAACAACGAGGAGAGUAACUGAAUAUAUAUUACUAGGAGUAGGAACCAUACUGUUCAUAGUAAUGGGAAGUCUUUCUUUCGCUGCAUUAGACUCCGUUCCUCCAAGUCUGGUAGACAAUGCUGCUAUAGUAGGAACGCUAUCCCUGGUAGUUGCAGGUCUAUUCCUUCUUGAUAUGGGCGGCCCAAAGAAACGACCAGCUAGAUCUCAACAACCCAAACAAAAGAAGAACGUUGUAGUUCCUCGAGGCAGUAUUACAAAACAGGUUAUUGAGAUAGAAAGAGAUAAAGACAAGGAGCAAAAAGGUCAGAAAGAGACUACAAAACCUGAGGAGAUACAAUUUAAAAAGGUAGAGAAGGGUGUGAAAAUUGAAAAGGACAAAAAUGGAACUAACGGAAUGACUGCUAUUGAAAUGCAAAAUACAAACAGUUCUAAUAAAGGUUACCAAAGAAUGAGGGAGGACUCUUUUAGAAGAUUUGGAAUAUACGGUCAAGACGUUACUGAUGAAGGAAGUACAGAAGCUGAAGAUAUGGAAAUACCUCCACAUGGUGAGCAUUCACCAGUUUGGAGUAACAUAAGAAGAGGAGAAUAUGGAAAAUAUGACAUAGUAAAUCCUAAGUUCGUUUUAAGAAGAUCCGAUAGACGGCAAGAAGAAAUUCGACCACCUAGCAGCCCGGGUGAUCCAGGAUAUGUACAAUAUACUGCACAACACUGGGGAGAAGGUGGUACUAGAACUCCCCGACCUAGUCCAACUGAACCAACUGAAGUUUAGUUUUUCUUACAAAGACAUUUUUAUCUUUUUUAUAAAUAAUGUUAAGUCAGUUAUGCCAUAUACUUUGUAUAUUUUAAUACAGCACCUCUUUAUAUACCUUAGAUUAUUG